AUGGAAACGAAGCAAGAAGAAGAUGAACAGAAGACUGUUCUGGACGGUCGUCUUCAAAAUAUCCUGAAUAUUUGGUCAAGGUGUAAAAUUGACUUUGCUAACGAAAAUGAAGAAUGCAAAAAAUUACGAGAAGCUAAUUCGAAGUUAGAGCUCGAAUUGAAAGAAGUUCGAGAAAUGGAAAAGUGCCAUCGUUACCAUCUACUGACAUCACGAGAGAUGAUAGGCAACCUUCAGGAGACCGUGUCACAGCUGGUUUAUCUCAAAAGAGACGUAAAAAGAUUAAAGGAGCAGAUAUCUUUGAAAGAUAAUAACAUUGCGGAUAUAGAAAAGGACAAAGAAAAUGCGUUUCAAAAACAAAACGAAAUUAUAAUGAAGUUAAGGAGUGCUUAUGAGACACAGAUUGAAGAGUUAAAAACAGACAGUAAAAGGGAAAUUCAACAGAUGCAGCAGGAAUGUGACGCUCAGGUGGCACAGUUCACGUGUGUCAUCGAGGAACUUCGAGCUAAGAUGCGGGAAAUGGAAGCUGAGCAUAGGGAUAAGAUCAACGUGGUAGUGCUAGAAUAUGAGGAGAAGGUACAACGCGAGGCUGCGCGUGCGACCCAACUACAAGAGGAACUCGCCAGAGAGACUGCCCGCACAGACCUCAAUAUCGAUGCUUAUAGACGGCGAUUGGAGGAACUAGAAGAGAAACUAAAACAAAGUCAGUUCAAGCAAUACUUACAAAGCAGUUAUCCAUCUCAGUACGAAAAUCACGUUGAGAGACCCUAUUCUGCUAACAGGGAACCUUAUAUAGAUUGUCAUAAUGUCGACACAAACCCAGUACAAGACGUAAAUAAAUAUCCUUUGCCAACUUCCCAAAAUAAAGCACAGAAGACUGCAAACAGUUUGCAAGUAAUUUACUACGAUAACAAAAAUGACCGAGCUCCUAAAGCGAAAAGUUCCGAGAAAAAAGGUCUUUUUCAUAUUACUAAGAAAAGGAAACUCUACAACGACAAAGACUUCCAAGAGUUUUAAUUUAAUUUUUGUGUAAUUGUUUAAGUUAUAAUUUGUUGGUAAUAAAUUGCACGUUUUGUCCAA
Molecule: messenger RNA, 1077 nt
Organism: Helicoverpa zea (corn earworm)
Lineage: Eukaryota; Metazoa; Arthropoda; Insecta; Lepidoptera; Noctuidae
Product: caspase recruitment domain-containing protein 11-like
Exons: 6
Coding region: 1-1014 (337 amino acids)
Source: RefSeq, a predicted model, not a curated record